This is a messenger RNA of Ciona intestinalis (vase tunicate), 982 nucleotides long. RefSeq names its product ATP synthase mitochondrial F1 complex assembly factor 2-like. The record is from RefSeq and is a predicted model, not a curated record. NCBI's taxonomy places the organism in Eukaryota, Metazoa, Chordata, Ascidiacea, Phlebobranchia, Cionidae. Gene Ontology annotation, biological process: mitochondrial proton-transporting ATP synthase complex assembly. Gene Ontology annotation, cellular component: mitochondrion.
GCAGAUGUUUAAAUUGGAUCAAAUGUAUGAUUGAUAAUGUUUAGCAUAUUUCGAAUUCAACGAUGCUCCAAAGUAUGCUGUAUCUGGUCACAAGUAAAGCAUUUCUCUGGGAAAGAGAAGUUUUACAAGGAAGCGCGAAUCUGCCACAGUGACGGAGGUUUUGAAAUUAACCUUGAUAACAGAAAACUAAGAACACCAAAUGGAAAUAUUGUGAAACUUCCGACUGAAUCAUUGGCACAAGCUGUAUCAGUUGAAUGGAACAAUCAGAAUAAAGUGCUGAAGUUAGACCAGAUGCCCCUGACCACUCUUUGCUUCUCAGCUGUUGAAAACAAACCAACAAUAUCUGCAAAGACUUUGGUGUCAUCCUGUUUCAAUUAUCUUCACACUGACACCAUACUGUGUAGAAUAAAUGAACCACCCGAACUGGAGAAGUUUCAAUCUGAAAGAUGGGAUCCCAUGGUUAAUUGGCUGAUGAAGAGACAUUCAAUUCAAGUCACACCAAGCUCUGGGUUCGCUAUGCCUGUUAUAAGUGAAAAUGCUGAACCAGUAUUGUCAAGAUAUCUUCUAUCGUAUAACUACUGGAGUAUAAUCGGCUUUGAAAGAAUGGUUUCAAGUUUAAAAUCAUUGAUUGUGCCGCUUGCUCUUGUUGAUCGGGAAAUAUCAGUUGAAGAAGCCGUCAGUUUAUCCAGGUUGGAACUAGAAUACCAGAUAUCAAAAUGGGGAAAUAUUGCUUGGCAUCAUGACAUUGAACUCGCUGAAUCAAGAAUGAAAACUGCAGCUGCUGUCAUGUUCAUCCAGCUGUGUAGUGAGGACUCCAAGACGGAAAGAUAUCGAGAAGCUUUGAAGUCACUGUGAUGAUCAAGUGUAUCUUAUUUAUAUCACACAAGACUUUGUUAAUGCAGAUCUGUAAACCCUUCCAACCCAUCUGUACAAUUGCUGCAUAUUUUUGUUACAGUGGGAGAUUUUUUUUUAUUAAACAAGC